Molecule: messenger RNA, 726 nt
Organism: Ostreococcus lucimarinus CCE9901
Lineage: Eukaryota; Viridiplantae; Chlorophyta; Mamiellophyceae; Mamiellales; Bathycoccaceae
Exons: 1
Coding region: 1-726 (241 amino acids)
Cellular component (GO): chloroplast
Source: RefSeq, a predicted model, not a curated record
AUGGCGAGAGCGACGACGACGCGGGCGUCGACGUCGACGUCGGCGUCGAGCGUUAUCCCGGGAAAGGGACCGGGAAGCCCGAAAUACGGUGAGAUAUACGAAACGCUGGUGAAGAGUAAAAAGGUGCGCGCGGCGACGGCGAACGAGGUGGCGGAGAUGUUGUCGGGGAAGAGAAGAGGCGUCGUCGUCGACGUGAGACAACCGCUCGAACACGCGGAGUGGAGGCUGGUGGGAACGAAGAGCGCACCGUAUUUAGUGCCCAUGGAAAACGUGUUGAGACGCGCGAGUGGGUACUUCUUGGCCAUCAAGGGUGGGCUGAAGGAACGCAACGUCGCGUUCGUAGACGUCGUGGCUGAGGUGACGAAAAAUCGCCGGGACGCCGUCGUCCUCGUCGAUUUGCGAGGGGGCGAUCUCGACAUCGCCCCACUCAAUGGUUCAACCGCUGUCAGCGACCGUGGAGAUUCGUUGAGCUUGCGCGCGGCGUACGAGCUCGUGCAAGCUGGGUACACGGACGUUAGAUACGUCCCUGGUGGAUUCCCGGCGCUCAUAGAUGAAGGCGGUUUGGAGUACGAGAGCGAAAAGUACGCUGGUUUGCUCGAUGCCGUCGGCGAGGGCGCGCGUAAGACCCUGAUGUACUCGAACUUAUUGCCCGAUCCAUCGUUAGCUCCCGGUUUCGUGGUGCAGAUCGUCUUGCUCGCAGCCUUAGCUUUUCUUCAGCAGCCUUAG